AGUUCGGCACGCCAGGUAACCCUUCUGAACUUCAUGAUCAUGCCUGAAGGAAUGCAAGACCAACUGCUUGGCAUCGUUGUGGCUAGAGAGAGACCAGACCUAGAAGAGAGAAAACAAGACCUCAUCCUGAAGGGAGCGAAAAACAAGAGGCAGCUUCAAGAGAUCAAAGACAAGAUCCUGGAAGUACUCUCUGCGUCUAAAGGAAACAUCCUGGAGGACGAGUCAGCUGUCCAGAUUCUCUCUUCCUCCAAAGUGCUGGCCAAUGAAAUCUCAGAGAAGCAGGCUGUGGCUGAGGUGAUGGAGAGAAAGAUCGAUAAAACACGUAUGGGCUACACACCCAUCGCAGUCCAUUCAGCCAUCUUGUUCUUCUCCAUUGCUGACCUGGCCAACAUUGAGCCCAUGUACCAGUACUCGCUCGAUUGGUUCAUCAAUCUCUUUAUCCUGUCCAUCGACAACUCGGACAAGAGCGAGGUUCUGGAGCAGACGUGUGAAGCUACUUCAGUUGUUUAAAAGAAAUUUUGUGUAUUUUGCCAAUGGUUUGUAUUGCAGAUCCUAAGAGACCACUUCACUUACUCGCUAUAUGUCAAUGUUUGCCAAUCACUCUUUGAGAAAGACAAGCUGCUUUUCUCCUUCUGCCUCACUGUCAACCUGCUUAAACACGACAGGCUUGUGAGUGCCGCCUUUCCACAGCUACACCAAAUACCUGCACAAGAUGUUCACAAAAUGGUAUUAGAGAAGCCGGUCUCCUGUCUGAUAGAUAAAAUGAACAUGAAAGUCACUGCAGUUAAUAUUACAUGCACAAUAACGACCUGAAUCUAUUACUAAUCACAUAUUCUCAUGGCACACAUCAGAUCUAGCCUACAGUUAACCUAAUAACACUUUUUUAUAAAUUUUACAUUUUACAUCAUGUAGGAUAAAGGUAGUAUUUUAAAAGAACGCCUGAUUAAUUGAAUCUUUUUCAACGUUUUAUGAUCUAAAGAUCUGAAUCUGUGAAUCCUUUCUCCAUGUUUUAUUGAACGUCUUGUAGUGAACAUGCAUUUCAGUCACAAAGAGUUCUUUAGUGAGAGACUCCUCUGCAACAUGAUAAUACAUAGCCCAGAGCCAUAAACACAGCAUAAAAUGUGCACUUUGCUGAAAAGAAAAACAUUUUUGAGGAUCAAUUCCCUAUGUGAAAAGACUCAGCAGUCUAGAUUUUUUUUUCCAUGCAACCUCCAAAUGCUUCCUGGUGAAAACAUACAGUACGUCUUGUCAUGCUCACUUACAAACCAGAUUAAUGAAGUAACUCUGGUAUUAUGUUCAUACCCUGAAACUUGAUGACAGAAAUAAUAUAAAGGAAUAAGGAAUAAAAUAUAAAAUAAGCACUAAGAAACUUAGUAACUAAGUUACUAAGAAACAAUGUAUUUAAUGACAAUAUCAUUAAAUACAUUGUUUCUUAGUAACGACCUGAUGCUCCACAAGUCACUGUAGUCUAGGCAGAAUAAUUCAAAAUAAUGCAUCUGCCGAGAUCGAUAAUGAGAUCUGCCGCCUGGACGAGCUGGAGUGCUUCAAGGGCCUGUGCAAGGACAUGAUGCCUGAAAGAUGGCUGGAAAGAAGUAUACGACAGCAAGGAUCCUCAUCACACACCUUUUCCUGGAGACUGGCAGGAAAAACUGGGACAAUUUCAGAGAAUGUUGGUCAUACGCUGCCUGAGACCAGACAAGGUCAUUCCCAUGGUCCAGGAGUUUGUGUCAAAAAGCUUGGGAUCCCAAUUUAUCGAGGUGCCCCCCUUUAACCUGGGGAAUGCUUUUGGAGACAGUCACUGCUGUGCUACUCUCAUCUUCAUCCUCUCACCAGGCUCUGGUGGCAGCUCUGUUGAAGUUUGGAGAUGAGAAGGGCUUCACAGGGAACAAGCUGACCUCUCUGUCACUGGGCCAAGGCCAGGGUCCCAUUGCCAUGAAAAUGAUUGAGGUGGGAGUGAAGGAAGGCACCUGGGUGGUGCUGCAAAACUGCCACCUGGCCACAUCCUGGAUGGCCACGCUGGAAUGGGUCUGCGAGGAGCUCAACCCAGACACCACUCAUCCCGAUUUCUGUCUGUGGCUAACCAGUUACCCGUCGCCUAACUUCCCUGUGGCCGUCCUUCAGAAUGGUGUCAAGAUGACAAACGAGGCCCCCAAGGGCUUGCGUUCCAACAUCAUCGGCUCCCUUUAUAUGAACCCCAUCUCCGAUCCGGAGUUCUUCAACAGCAACUUGAAGCCAAAACUCCUUUAUGGCCUGUGUUUCUUUCAUGCUCUUACCCAAGAGCGAAGGAAGUUUGGUCCCCUGGGCUGGAACAUCCCCUAUGAGUUCAACGAAACUGACUUGCGCAUCUCUGUGCAACAGCUGCAUAUGUUUCUCGACCAGUAUGAAGAAGUGCCAUUCGAAGCACUGCGCUACAUGACAGGAGAGUGUAACUAUGGAGGACGUGUUACAGAUGACUGGGACCGGCGAACUCUCCGCACCAUCCUCUCCAUCUUCUACAACAAAAAGAUCAUCGAAGAUCCAGAGUACAAGUUCGACCCAAGUGGGAUUUACUUCUCACCUCCUGAAGGGGAUCAUAAUAGCUACGUGGAGUACACCAAAUCACUCCCACUGUAUCCAUCGCCAGAAAUCUUCGGCAUGAACGCCAACGCUGACAUCACCAAGGAGCAGGUGGAGACGCAGCUCCUGUUCGAGAGCAUCCUGCUCACUCAGUCUCGCGUGACGGGCGGCGACGCAAAAUCCUCUGACGACAUGGUGUAUGAGGUGGCGGCGGACAUUUUGAGCAAACUGCCACAGGACUUUGACACGGAGGCGGCCAUGCGCAGGUUCCCCACCAGUUACAAGCAGAGCAUGAACACAGUGCUGGUGCAGGAGAUGGGCCGCUUCAACAAGCUGUUGCAGACCAUCCGUGACUCAUGUGUCAACAUCCAGAAGGCCAUCAAGGGUCUGGUGGUGAUGUCAUCCGAGUUGGAGGAAGUAGUGACGAGCAUCCUGAAGGGCCGGGUUCCAGGUAUGUGGAUGAAAAAAUCGUACCCGAGCCUCAAACCUCUCGAAGGAUACGUCAGCGACUUCCUGGAGAGGCUCCGAUUCUUACAGGAGAGCUCGUCUACCCUGAGUCACGACUGGUAUGAUAACGGCAUGCCGGCCGUGUUCUGGAUGUCAGGCUUCUUCUUCACGCAGGCUUUCCUGACCGGUGCACAGCAGAACUACGCUCGCAAACACACCAUCCCCAUCGACCUGCUCGCCUAUGACUUCCACGUCAUGGAUGAAACAGAGUACAUGAAGCCGCCUGCUGACGGUGUCUACAUCCGUGGCCUGUUCCUGGAUGGGGCAUGCUGGGACAGAAAAAAGAAGCUGAUGGCAGAGUCGUACCCCAAGGUCCUCCACGAUACCAUGCCAGUGAUCUGGCUCAUACCCAUGAGGAAGCAGGACAUCCCCGAGCGCUUGUGCUAUGUCGCACCCGUGUAUAAGACGAGCGAGAGACGGGGGACGCUGUCCACCACCGGCCACUCCACCAACUAUGUCAUCUCCAUGACCCUCGACUCGGACGUUCCCCCGGAGCACUGGAUUCGCCGCGGCGUGGCUUUGCUCUGCCAGCUCAACUCAUAAAGCAGCGGGGGGGGGUUACUUUCCAAAAA
Hemibagrus wyckioides is the source of this 3635-nucleotide messenger RNA. RefSeq names its product dynein axonemal heavy chain 7-like. Gene Ontology annotation, molecular function: dynein light intermediate chain binding; dynein intermediate chain binding; minus-end-directed microtubule motor activity. Gene Ontology annotation, biological process: microtubule-based movement. The transcript has 16 exons. The record is from RefSeq and is a predicted model, not a curated record. Bases 1780 to 3606 code for a protein of 608 amino acids. NCBI's taxonomy places the organism in Eukaryota, Metazoa, Chordata, Actinopteri, Siluriformes, Bagridae. Gene Ontology annotation, cellular component: dynein complex.